AUGGAAGUCCUAACCCAAAACCUUUACGUGGCAAAAAACCUCCUGGUAACGGAGCUUCAAAAAUACAACCCGAUUGCUCUGGUUGCCACCACAUUUUUUGUGACCUAUGUGCUUACUAAUUUGCGACAUAUGCAACUUGAUGAUAUGGGCAUCCGAAAACGCAUCAGCACAUGGUUUUUCACCACAGUCAAGCGAGUACCUUUCAUAAGACGAAUGAUUGACAAACAACUCGACGAGGUGAAAGUGGAACUUGAGAAAAGUUUGCAAAUCCCGGACCACACUACAGAGUACUUCCGCACCAUCCCAGUGAAGUCAGUUGGUAGAGAAGAGGUUCUCCGGCUAGCAACUAUCUAUGACCACCUCGAGGGACCCGCUUUCUUGGAGGGAAGAGUGUCCGGUGCAGUCUUCAACCGUGAAGACGAUAAGGAUGAGAGAGAGAUGUACGAGGAAGUGUUCGGGCGGUUCGCGUGGUCUAACCCACUCUGGCCAAAGUUGUUCCCAGGAGUAAGAAUUAUGGAGGCAGAGGUUGUUCGCAUGUGUUGUAAUAUGAUGAAUGGUGAUGAGGAGACGUGUGGAACCAUGUCUACCGGUGGAUCCAUUUCGAUUCUUUUGGCGUGUCUGGCUCAUCGUAAUCGUUUGUUGAAGAGAGGAGAAAAGUACACCGAGAUGAUUGUCCCGUCAUCCGUCCACGCGGCAUUCUUCAAGGCUGCCGAGACAUUCCGCAUCAAAGUCCGCAAGAUUCCAGUCGACCCAGUCACCUUCAAAGUGGACUUGACUAAAAUGAGAGCUGCGAUAAAUAGCCGCACUUGCAUGCUCGUCGGAUCCGCGCCUAACUUCCCAUUCGGAACCGUUGACGAUAUCGAAGCAAUCGGACAACUUGGUCUAGAGUACGAUAUUCCAGUUCAUGUUGAUGCUUGUCUCGGUGGUUUCUUGCUUCCCUUCCUUGAAGACGACGCGAUCAGAUAUGACUUCCGUGUCCCAGGAGUGUCCUCGAUCUCGGCAGACAGUCAUAAGUAUGGGCUAGCACCGAAAGGUUCCUCGGUCGUGUUGUACAAAAACAAGGAACUCCUUCAUAACCAAUAUUUCUGUGAUGCUGACUGGCAGGGAGGUAUUUAUGCGUCUGCAACAAUGGAGGGAUCCCGAGCUGGACACAAUAUUGCUUUGUGCUGGGCAGCUAUGCUAUAUCACGCACAGGAUGGAUAUAAGGCUAAUGCGAAGAAGAUCGUAGAGACUACAAGAAAAAUUCGAGAUGGAUUGGCUGGAAUUAAGGGGAUUAAGCUGCAAGGACCAAGUGAUGUAUGCAUUGUUAGCUGGACUACAGAUGAUAGUGUGGAGUUGUAUAGAUUCCAUAAUUAUAUGAAGGAGAGACAUUGGCAGUUGAACGGGCUUCAAUUCCCAUCGGGUGUUCACAUCAUGGUCACCAUGAAUCAUACCCACCCGGGGCUCGCCGAGGAAUUCAUUGCUGACUGUAAAGCCGCCGUCGAAUUCGUCAGAACGAAGCCAGUAUCUGAAUCCGAUAAAAAGAGUGAAGCAGCCAUCUACGGCCUGGCACAAAGUAUUCCGGACCGUUCAUUGGUUCAUGAAUUCGCACAUAGUUAUUUGGAUGCGGUUUAUGCUUUGCCGGAGCAGUCGAAAAAAUCAUUUUAA
Caenorhabditis remanei is the source of this 1647-nucleotide messenger RNA. RefSeq lists its product as uncharacterized. Bases 1 to 1647 code for a protein of 548 amino acids. Gene Ontology annotation, biological process: carboxylic acid metabolic process; sphingolipid catabolic process. Gene Ontology annotation, cellular component: endoplasmic reticulum. Gene Ontology annotation, molecular function: sphinganine-1-phosphate aldolase activity; pyridoxal phosphate binding. NCBI's taxonomy places the organism in Eukaryota, Metazoa, Nematoda, Chromadorea, Rhabditida, Rhabditidae. The record is from RefSeq and is a predicted model, not a curated record. The transcript has 5 exons.